Messenger RNA from Acaromyces ingoldii, 2940 nucleotides. RefSeq lists its product as hypothetical. Lineage: Eukaryota; Fungi; Basidiomycota; Exobasidiomycetes; Exobasidiales; Cryptobasidiaceae. Bases 342 to 2867 code for a protein of 841 amino acids. The record is from RefSeq and is a predicted model, not a curated record. Gene Ontology annotation, molecular function: protein binding. The transcript has a single exon.
CGCACAAAGAUCAGACGCCAAUGUCGUUGCCGCGGGCUGCGUUUGCGAGGGCGUAGCGGGCUUCAAUCAUGGCCACGGGUGCGCGAUCAGCGGCGGCAAAGGAAGCAGUCCGGGUGGUCAGAGCGCUGGCCACCGAACGCCCGGCAGGCCUUCGGUCCCCGAGCUCUUCUGCUUCUUGCUCGACGCUCCCACAAGCCGGCGGGCGACAAUCUCGACGCCGACUGACGACCAGCAGAUGCCGGCAGCUACCCUUACUGAGCUACGCUUCGCCCCUCCCGUCGCUUGCGCACGCGCACGCGCACGCGCAAGCAGAGGCAAACGUCGCUGGGCCCUCGAGCUGGAUGUCCCGGUCGACCUCUUCUUCGACGGCCACGGCCACGGCCACCGCGCGGCAGUUGUUUCGCCAGCUGCGCGGCAACGUCGGACCAAGGGCUGCGAUUGAGAAUUUUGCGCGCCUCGCCGAUCUCGUCUCCCUUCACGACCGGCUGAGAUGCUUUAAGCUCCUUUGCCGCGUCGUCCUCGUCGACAACUACGCUCCGCACCUGGCACGAUCCCUCACCGACAUCUUUCUUGGGCGCAUCGCACCGGUGGUACCGGCAGACGACAGGGCCGAGCUCAACACGGCUGCCGUGGUCCUCGCCAGGUGCCUGGCGGCAACACUCGACGACCGCUGUCGACGUUGCGCAAUUCGGCUCGCUGAUUGGGCACUGGAAAGCAUGUCGGAUAACGACGCAAAGCUGAUCCUCUUGAUCUUUUGGAACCUCGAUCCUCAGCCUACGUCGUUAGCGGACUCGCCCUAUGCAAUGCGGGAGGACGAUCUUUUCAAAAGCGAAAAGGAUGCCUUUUUAACGGUACAGAUGGCCUUGCAAUGGAUCCCUCGCUUCGAAGACCGCUGCAGCUUGGGCGCCACAUCGCCCGAUGCAGUAUUCGAAGCUGCACUGGAAAGGGCGAUUUCUGCCGCUUCACGAGAGAGCAACACCGAGGCUGGCUCCUUCUGGAUGGCCAAACUCAACAGGCGCUUGCAGCUUCAGCGACGACUCGAGAGAUCCCAGUCGUAUUUCACCGUCGACUACCUCGCGCUGAUGGCGAGUCGAUUCAAGCUGAGACGGGUGUGGACCAUUCUUCAGGCCAAGAUCAACGAGAUGGAAGAGCAGGCACCCUCCGAAGAAGGGCGAAAGGCCCUCAGGAAUGCGUGGUGCGCAACGAUCAAAGCGACUGCAGGUGCGAGAAACGUGUCACCUCAUCAUCUUCUCCCACUCCUCGGCUUGUCCGUGCACCCCGUGUCAGGGCAAAAGCCCAGCGUGGGAGCCGAGGCAAAUGACGGGCACGUGCUAGCCAGCAAGAGAGAGUUGCGAGCUUCGAGUGCAGAGACAGACGGUGAAGAAGACCGAACGAGUGAUCUCUUUGGCGCCAGCAACGACGCAGGCGAGGAAGCGGACCAGGUUGAGGACGGCCUUCCGCUGGCGCCCCCGGCUUGGUUGUCCGACGAGCCAAGGUUCUAUCAUGCCGUGAUGCAGGGCCUUCUCCUCCGCCGCCCCACGCCUCGACACGACCUCGUGCCCGUCGUCUUUGCCGAUAUGAUCAAGAGGGGCGUAGCGCCCAAUGUCUUCACCGUCGCAACACUUUGCGCGAGCCUACUAAAGCUCGGCCAGGUCCGCGACGCCCUCGCUGAGCUCAACAGAUGGAUUCAUGGGCCCAUUCACAAUCAUCGCAAAGAGCUCGACGACGGCGACACGGGAACCGAGACGACAAAGGUGAAAGCAGAUCAAGUCCUGCUGAGCUCCGUGAUGAAAGGCCUCAUGUUCUCGGCGCAUCACCAGGCCGCCUACCGCGUCUUUAUCGACUCCUUUGCGACGUUCAACGUGCACCCCAACCAUUUUGCCUAUUCAAAUCUGCUGCACUCUGCCGUCAGUGCGAUGAAGAACGCGUCGAUGGGAUUGACACCAUCAAUUAGGGUGUUUCUUGCGAGGAAUAAAUUGCCCCUUGCCCGAGCUGGACCCUACGAACUCGAGGCCGAGGCGCUGUGGGACGGCGUACCGGCAAGCCUACGCGCGAGAGACCUCUUCCUCCAGGAGCUUUUUGCGCAAUACCCUGAGCUCGAGUCGAUUGAAAACCCGCUGGACAGCAUGCUGUCGACAUCUGCCUCUCGCAGGGCAUCUAGCGAUGACGCGCCCUUUUCCUCGCUGCCGUCGAUGAUCGCAAAGGUCGAGCUAGGCAUCAAGAGGUUCGAGACACGCUUCCAGGAGCGCUUUAGCAGCCUCUUUUUCACCGCCGCUGCCAGUCCUUCUGGCCAUGCAGCAGAUAGAGAGGGCGUAGUGCGUGCGUCAACGAGGCUAGGCGCCAGUGUCUCAAUGGAGAGAAAGGACCUGGCGAAGCUGGGACCCAUGCUCUUUGACCAGUACCUGACCCUGCUCCGGUUCAUUUCUGUCAAUGCUGCGCUUCCGUCGUCGUCUGCGAGCAGGACGCUAGCCUUUGGAGCCGAGGUGCCGUGGGAUGAACCGUUUCGUGUGCUGGCGUGGAUGAGGCAUCUCGACCUCGAACCGCUUGACACCACCCUCUAUCAGGCCUGCCUCGUCCUCCACGAGGGCAUCUCGCCCAUCUGGGAUGCUGCCAUGUCCCAGGUCAACAAGCGCAACAACCGCCUUCGCUACGGACAAGACGAACAGGAUGAUGGAGGAGGAAUAGGUGGACAAGAGGCAGCAGACGACGACGACGAGGGCGGUGAUGCAAGCGCCGCUGGACCGUUGCAUGCAUGGCUGGCUGAUUGGGUGGGCGAGCAGAGGGUCCCGAAAGAACGCGAAGUUGGAAACUAUCUUCGAGCUCAGCUCAUCAGGAGGAGCAUGAGCUUCCGACCACAUAGCGCCUAGACUUCAGCCGACUAUCUUCACUUAUCUGUGUAUACUGCCUCCUCUGCCCGGGCCCAUGACAUAGGAGGCCGCU